This is a messenger RNA of Cicer arietinum (chickpea), 1807 nucleotides long. Its product is annotated as dof zinc finger protein DOF3.6. Lineage: Eukaryota; Viridiplantae; Streptophyta; Magnoliopsida; Fabales; Fabaceae. The record is from RefSeq and is a predicted model, not a curated record. Gene Ontology annotation, biological process: regulation of DNA-templated transcription. Gene Ontology annotation, molecular function: DNA binding; DNA-binding transcription factor activity.
UAUAACAAGUAUCUCUUUUUUCUAAGCACUGUACUUACAAGGCAUCAAAAAGAAGCUUAUGGGUUAAGAAACAUCACCUUCUCAAAAUCCUGAAAAGCAAUAAAACAAAAAGAGAGCUAUCGAGGAAUGGGAGGGAAAAUGCAAAAAAUAAAUAAAUAAAUAACAUAAAAAUUAUAUAUAAAUACUCAAAAGCAUUCUCCUUUAUUUUUUAGCUUCUCAUCACCACCUUCUUUGCCCUUUGAUUCCUCUCUUCUUUUUUUCUUCUUCUUGCUUUCUCUUUUUUUUUUUUUCCUUUCUCUUCUUCAUCUCAAACCACAAAGAAAAUACACUAGUACUCUCUAUCUCUCUUUAACAUCUUGAUGUGAUUCUCUCCACUAUUCUCUCCCUAAAAUCAACCUUUAGAAAAGAGAAAGCUCCAAGAGGAAUAACCAUGGUUUAUACUUCUCUCCCACCAUAUAUGGAUCCAGCCAACUGGCAUCAACAGCAACCAAAUCAUCAAGUGGCUAACAAUAGUUUCAACACUCCUCUUCUUAUUCCAUCACCACAACCUCAACCGUCGAACCUGACACCAUCGCAGUCUCAUGGAGGCUCGAUCAGACCAGGUUCGAUGGCAGAUAGGGCCAGGAUGGCUAACAUACCUAUGCAAGAGCCAGCACAAAAAUGUCCAAGGUGUGAUUCCACCAACACAAAGUUUUGCUACUUCAACAACUAUAGUCUCUCGCAGCCCCGCCACUUCUGCAAGACCUGUAGAAGGUAUUGGACAAGAGGCGGAGCCCUAAGAAGCGUUCCAGUCGGCGGAGGUUGCCGAAGAAACAAGAGGACUAAAUCAAGCAACAACAACACCUCAAAGUCUCCGGUUAGCUCCGAUCGCCAAACUAGCUCCGCAAACAAUAACUCUCCCGCGGUCCUCAGUUCCCAGACGCCACCACCGAUGAGAUUCAUGGCUCCAUUACAUCAACUCGGCGAUCACAUCGGUGAAAUAGGGCUAAACUAUGGUUUCUCUAGUCCAAUGGGAGGAGUAGGUGACUUGAACUUUCAUAUAGGAAACUCUUUAGGUGGAGCAAGCGGAGGCGUUGGUAGCGGUGGUGUCACCAGUGCUAGUGGUGGUUCGGCUUCGAUUUUACCCGUCGGUGGUUUCGAGCAAUGGAGGAUGCCACAAACUCACCAAUUUCCCUUUUUAUCUGGUCUAGAAGCUUCUUCUUCACAUGGAUUAUUAUAUCCAUUUGAAGGUGGUGGUGGUGGUGGAAAUGAUCAAGCACAUGUAUAUGGUGGUGUGCCUAAGGUAUUAUCAACUUCUUCAGUGAAAAUGGAAGAGAAUCAAUCUAGACAAUUCUUGGGAAUGAUCAAUAGUAAUAAUAACAACCCUAAUAGUGAACAAUAUUGGAAUGCUUCUGCUGGUGGUGCUACUUCAGCUUGGGCAGAUCUUUCAGCUUUUAACUCUUCUAAUUCAACUACCACCAAUUCCAACUAUAGGUCUUAAAUAUUUAUGCUAUUUUUUGAAAUCUUUGCCUUUUUUGUUUUGUUUUUUUUUUUCUUCCUUUUUUAUUAACAAAGUUUUAUCUUCAUAUAUGGUUGAGUACUUUGAUUUCUUCUAAGAUAGAAUGAAAACCCUAGGGAUAUAAGCUAGUUUUUUUUUCUUUCAUUUUUGAAGUUUCUUAAUCUUUAUAUGUUCAUCUUAAUUUCUUUUUCUUCCUUUUUAUUUAUUUAUUUUCCUUUAACUUUUCUUCUAAUAGGUUUAGGAUAUGCUUUGUUAUAAGGAAUUAAUAUUGUGAGUUCAAAAGAAGGAAUAUUAUUAUUAAUAUUUUAA